Molecule: messenger RNA, 3667 nt
Organism: Falco peregrinus (peregrine falcon)
Lineage: Eukaryota; Metazoa; Chordata; Aves; Falconiformes; Falconidae
Product: very low-density lipoprotein receptor-like
Exons: 17
Coding region: 1-3642 (1213 amino acids)
Molecular function (GO): protein binding; calcium ion binding
Source: RefSeq, a predicted model, not a curated record
AUGGUGCGGUGCGACGAGGGGAAGUGUAUCCUGGAGUCCUUGAUGUGCAAUGAUGAGGAUGACUGCCUGGACGGCACCGAUGAGCCCAGCACAUGUGGUCGGAGCUGCUUUGUACGCAAUGGGGGCUGCAUGGAGACAUGUGCUGACACGCACUGGGGAGUGCAGUGUUCCUGCGGGGCUGGCUGGGAGCUGCAGGCGGACGGGCAGAGCUGUGCUGAUGUGGACGAGUGCUCCCUGGAGUACAGCCCCUGCAGCCAGCUGUGCCACAACACCCCAGGCGCUUUCAGCUGUGCCUGCCUCCAGGGCUACACCCUGUGGCAUGGCACCACCUGCGAAGUGGCAGACAACGCGACACAGGUCCUGGUGGCUGUGGGGCAGGACCUAGCCCUUCUGGAUGUGCGGACCCAAGCCUACCGGCCCCUGCUCUCCACUGAGACCGAACCCCGUGCCCUGGUGUACGACCUGCUCCGAGAAACCUACUACUGGCUGACAGAGGAGGGCGAGCUCCGUGCUCGCCACCCGGGAAAGGGCACACAGCCCCUAUAUGCAGAUGCUGGGGAGGUGAACAGCAUCUCUGUGGACUGGUUCACUGGGCAGCUGUACUGGGCCAGCAGCCACCCUGCAGCCAUCUGUGCGGCACUGGGCGAUGGUCGGGGCUAUGUGACAGUGCUGGGGAAGGAUGUGGCACCAGAGCAGCUGACAGUGCACCCAGCUGCAAGGUCACUGUACUGGGUCAACCGCGGGCCGAGGGGCCGAACAGUCAUUGCUACAGCCGGCAUGGACGGGUCAAACCGGCGGGAGCUCACAGUGGUGUCCAUGGAGGAGCCUGUGGGGCUGAAUCUGGACCAUGUGGCUGGCAGGCUGUACUGGAUCAGCGAGUACAAGGAGUCCAUCGAGACGCUGCGGAUAGAUGGCAGCGGGCGCCACUCCUUUCCUGGUGUUCUGCGCAGCCACACGGAGCCACUGAGCCUGGCUGUGUUCGAGAGCCGGUUCUUCUGGACCGAUGGCACAGAGCUGGUGUCAUCCACCUGGACCUCUCCACAGGAGCAUGCAGUGUUGCUCCGUGCCCCUGUCUCAGCUUUUUCUGUGUUACACGCACUGCAGCAGCCUCCCCAGCUGUCCAUCGUGUAUGCAUCAGGGGAGGCCAUCUUCCUGGUGCAGGUGGGCCCUGGAGCACACAGCAGACGGGUGCAGGAGUGGAAGGAGCCACUCCACCUGCAAGAUGUGGACUGGCAGAGGUCAGUGCUCUACGGGACAGAUGACUAUGGGACGUUGCUGCGUGUUGUAGGGCACCCUGGCAGGAGAGAGGCCAUUGCGACUAGGCUGCCAGUCUGCUCUGCCCGUGUGGACAUCCGCUCAGGGGACCUGUACUGGCUUGCAUGUAACCGGAGGGACAUCGGGGUGAUCCGGGCAUCUGACAUGUCCCCACGCAUCCUGCACCGUGCUCGCAGCAGCAUCCAGCACCUCUUCUUGGACUGGCGGCGGGGCACGCUGUACUGGCUAGCCCGUGGGCAGCCCCUGCAGCAGCUGAGCCUGUCUGGAGGUGCUCCGUGGGAUGUCUGGAACGAAACGUGGCCUGGAGACCUGCCUGCGGCCAUGGAUAGCAGAGCCUUCACCCUGCUCUGGAGCUCAGCCCUGGGCCUGCGGGCGCUCAGUCUGACCAAGCGGCAAGCAGUCACCCUGGCACCCAGCUGGUCCCACGGCCUCGUGGCUGCCUUCGAGCCAUACCUGGUGUCGGCAAACGGGACAGCUCUGCUGCUGUGGGACCGGAGGACGCUGGCCCUCUUGCUGUCCGUGCCGGCAGCAGGCGUGCAGGGAGUGGUGGCUUUCGUGGGCUCAGAGCUGCAGGCUGUGCCACCAAGCAAGGGGUCUGCCCUGCCACUCCCUCCACCUGUGACCAUCCCUAUGAAGACAACCACAAGCACCACUGCUGCUCAGCCCGCAACCUCCACCAGGAGACCUACACCAAGCAAGACCACCACUGCACUCACCACUACUCCUCCACCAACCAGCAAGGCUACCACAACACCAACAACUGCCAGCCAGCCCACACCAACCAAGACCACCCCUGCACCAACCACUGCCCAGACCACACCAACCAAGACCACCCCUGCACCAACCACUGCCCGGACCACACCAACCAAGACCACCACUGUGCGGCCAGCCACCACCAGUACCACCGCCACCACUCGGUCCUUGCCAGCCAAGACCUCUGCCCCAAGAGCAGCUGCUACCACCCAGUACCCAACCAGUCCUGCACGGGUAGUACCACCUACCCCACCCCUCCCGUCCAGCUCUGCGCACCCCCUGACCCCAGUUCUCCAUCUGUCCUGUCCUCGCACACACGUGCCCUGCCAUGAUGGCACCGAGUGUGUGGCCCAAGAGUAUGUGUGUGAUGGGGAGAAGGACUGUGCAGAUGGUUCUGAUGAGGACAGGUGUGCUCAGCUCUGUGACACCCCAGGAGCCUUCCACUGUGCCAGCGGAGCCACCUGCAUUGAGGCCAGGGAGCGCUGCGAUGGGACACCACAGUGCCCUGACGCCUCAGAUGAGACAGGCUGCUGGAGCCCCACACCGGAGUGCGCCCUGCGCUGUGACACCGCCACCCGCUGCAUCCCCGAGAGCUGGCUGUGCGAUGGCCAUGCCGACUGCCUGGACUACACCGAUGAGCAGGGCUGUGUGCCGAAGGAGUGUGGCCCGGCUGAGUUCUCCUGCCGGAGUGGGCAGUGCGUGGCCCUGGCCCUGCGCUGUGAUGGAGACCAUGACUGCCGGGACGGCUCGGAUGAGGAAGGCUGCACCGUGCCCCGGCCGCUGCUCUGUCGCACCGGUGAGGUGGCAUGUCCCCACAGCAAGGAGUGUGUGCCAGAGGCCUGGCGCUGUGACGGUACUGCUGACUGUGGGGACGGCACAGAUGAGCAGGGCUGUCCCUGGGAGGAAGAGCCGUGUGGGGACCAGCAGUGGGGAUGCUCCCAUGGCCGUGGGUGCAUCCCUGAUGUCUGGCGCUGUGAUGGGGAACGUGACUGCACGGAUGGCAGUGACGAGGCUGGCUGCCAGCCUGCUCCCUGCCAGAGCCACGAGUACCCGUGUGGGCUGGGGGCCUGCCUGAAUGCAUCCCUGGUGUGCGACAGACGGCAGGACUGCGUGGAUGGCUCAGAUGAGGGGGGGAACUGCUCUGUGCCCUGCCAGCGGUCCUGCGCGCACCUCUGCUACCCCUCGCCCCAGGGCCCUCGGUGUUGGUGUGACCCAGGCUAUCGCCUGGCCGAGGACGGUCUGUCCUGUGUGGACAUAGACGAGUGUGUGGAGCGGGGUGAUGGAGCCUGCAGCCAAACGUGCCUCAAUGCGCCGGGGUCCUACAGCUGUGCCUGUCUCCCUGGCUACCUGCUGGAGCCCGACGGCCGUGUCUGCAAACUCACCGGACCAGAGCCCAUGUUGCUGGUGGCUGUGCAGUCAGAGCUGUUCUCCUAUGGCUUGCGGAGUGGGCACUGGGAGAUUCUGCUGGCCACUGACAAGGAUCGCAUUGUCUUCUCACUCGACUAUGACCUGGUGGAGAGGAAAGUCUUCUGGAUGGACCUGGCCACAGAGAGCAUCCGCUGGCAGGGCCUUGACUUGGGCAAGAAAGGCACAGUAGUGAAAGGUGGGCUGUGACAGCGUGGGGUUAGCAGGGCCGGCA